AUGCGAGAAGCUCGACACGCCAAUGCUGCCAAGAAUCACAAUGAAAAACGCGCCAUAAAAAAUGACGAAACAAAAACCUCCAUUGCCGCCGAGGUUGGCCCCUCUGCCUUCGCUGCGUUUGCAAUGCUCGGACUUGUGUUUGGCGGCUGCUGUUCAAACGUUUAUGCACUGGAGUCGAUCAUCAAUUUUGAAUCGGGCAGUGGCACUCUACUUACAUUCGUUCAAUUUUCUUUUGUCGCCGUAACCGGCUAUGUAUCUCAGUUUGAUUAUAAGCGGCCACCUCUUUUCCUGGCGCCGACUAAAGUCCCCCUCAGCCGAUGGGCUGUCAACAUUGUUUUGUUCUUCGCCAUCAAUGUCUUGAACAACCAUGCCUUCAGCUACGAUAUCUCGGUGCCAGUUCAUAUUAUUCUUCGAUCUGGAGGUAGUAUAACAACCAUGAUUGCGGGUUACCUUUACGGCAAAAGGUACUCCAAAAUGCAGAUCAUGUCUGUAGUACUACUCAGCAUAGGCGUCAUCCAGGCAGCUUGGUCAGACGCAGCAAAUAAGUCAACAUCCAAUACUUCGUCCAAAACCGCCUUCAGCACCGGGCUCAUCAUUCUUUUCGUUGCGCAAAUCCUGUCUGCCAUCAUGGCUAUGCUGCGGACAUUCCGCUCUCUGUCCAAUUCCCAUCCAGUGCGAACAUCUUGA
Molecule: messenger RNA, 687 nt
Organism: Akanthomyces muscarius
Lineage: Eukaryota; Fungi; Ascomycota; Sordariomycetes; Hypocreales; Cordycipitaceae
Exons: 7
Coding region: 1-687 (228 amino acids)
Biological process (GO): transmembrane transport
Cellular component (GO): endoplasmic reticulum membrane; Golgi membrane
Molecular function (GO): UDP-N-acetylglucosamine transmembrane transporter activity
Source: RefSeq, a predicted model, not a curated record